GAUGUAAAGGCAGUUUUAGCCUCUUCCCUUUUCACCUUUCCUUACUCGGCGCAGCGCGUUGCCAGAGCCUGUACGUUUCCUCUCUGUAUUCAGUUUGCGACACUGAGUCAAAUGGACUUCACGAUUCGCGCCGCUACGCUUGAGGACUGCAAGGAUGUCGCGCGCAUGAUCAUGGAACUGGCAGAGUAUGAGAAAGUUGCAGACCACGUGAAGAUCACACAAAAAGAUCUAGAGCAGGAUGGCUUUUCUAAAAACCCAUUUUUCCAUGGAAUAAUCGCAGAAGUUCCUGAACAGCACAGGUCCAAAGAUGGUCAUACUAAAGUAGGUUAUUCCCUGUACUUCUACUCAUACAGUUCAUGGAAAGGCCGGGCUGUGUACAUGGAGGACUUGUAUGUGAUGCCAGAGUUCAGAGGAAAAGGCAUUGGCAAGGCACUGAUGAGAAAAGUUGCGCAGCUGGGACUGGCUGCUGGUUGCACUCAGCUGAAUUUUACUGUGUUGGACUGGAACAAGCCAUCUCUCGACUUCUAUUUUGGUCAAGGCUGCCGGGACGUGACCUCUGACCUUGGCUACCACUGCUUGCGCUGUGAGGGGGAUGCCCUUGAAAACCUGGCUCAGAGAGACCCCUAAAUUUCAGGGUAAAACUGUUCCUCAACAUCCCUAACCAGAAUAAAUAAGCUGCAGGUUAUUGGUCCAACACAGGGAAGGAGCAAAUGUAACCACUCAAGAAGGGAAAAAUGUUUAAUAAUAAUUUUGUGAAAGAUGACUUUUCUCUCUGUUCUGUGUUUAGAUUUUUCCCAGGGCACACUCUAGUGUUUUAUUAAUGAAGUAAAUCAAGUGUGUUGAUGACAACCAAAGACACAAGACAGUUUUAUGUAAACUGUGGUGCGGUUUACAUGUUAUUGUCAAACACAGUGCUGAAAGUGUGUAAUUGGACUGCCUCCUUGUGGCUAUGGUCAGCAUUUUUAGAUGUUUACAGAGUAGAUGGUAGCAAUUACAUUUUAUGUUUGCAUUGUUGGUAGGUCAAAAUCCAUGUCCGUCGUGUCACGUUUUGGAUGUUUGUUCGGUGGUCCAAGCUAGCUUAACACAUACAGUUUUUGAUUUUUAGUAACUUGAAAUUUUGAACAUCUCAGUAUGUCAAACAUGUUUAAUGAUUUUCUCUCAAGAACCAAUAACAAUGUAAAAACAUUAAUGCAAUGAGUGCAAUAAGCUCAUUGCAUCUUACAUUUUUUAAAUAAUUAUUAUUACAUUACAAUCACCUAUUUAGACAAUUAGCAGCUUCAGUAAGCAACAGGUAUUCAUCCAGUAUGUACAAUACUGUGCAAAUGUCAGACACUCUUCAUGUAUUUAAUUUCCAGUCAGAACAGCCAUUAAGUAGACGUUAUUCAUUUAGUAGGGACAAAAGCACAAGGCAUAUAUUUAACAGCACAUUACACGAUCAUAUAAUUCAGUAUUUGGUAUUUCCACACUUUGCUUUUAUUACAGCUUCCAUUCUUCACACUUUCAGUAAUCGGCAGGGUCUGGACUCUGGGGUGGACAGUCCAUGGUUCUGAGAACACAAUUAGCUUAUUUGAUUUGCAAUUUGUCUUCUUUUUUGUCUGCCUCUUGUUCUCAGUAAGAUCUUCUUGACAGCUACACAUCCUUUCAGACUCAUAGUGUUGAGUUGUCUUCUCACAGUGGAAAGGUGGAUAGAAACACCUGUGGAUUUUUCUCAAAGA
This is a messenger RNA of Colossoma macropomum (tambaqui), 1715 nucleotides long. RefSeq names its product diamine acetyltransferase 2. The record is from RefSeq and is a predicted model, not a curated record. Bases 112 to 627 code for a protein of 171 amino acids. Lineage: Eukaryota; Metazoa; Chordata; Actinopteri; Characiformes; Serrasalmidae. Gene Ontology annotation, molecular function: N-acetyltransferase activity. The transcript is spliced from 6 exons.